GAAUCCGACUGAUCGACUUGCCCCUCCUUCGUUGCGAGCAGAUAAACAGAUAACACACCUCCUCAACCCACUCUCAGCCCUACGACUAGACAACUUGAGCACGUCGAACCGGCUCUUAAUCUCGCGAGCACACCUUCAAAAUGGAAAUUAGCCAGAAAUCAGAUACCAAGAAUCGCCCCGAUGAGUGGAUGAUUGAGCAGGGCAUGGCAGGCCACAAGCUGCCUAUCCUCGACCAGACCGGCAAAGAGACCAUCCACAUAUAUCCUCGUCCGCCGGCCAAGAUCAAGCAAGACAAAGUGGCGAUUGAGGCGGUUGGGAAUCGCGAUAAGUUGUUCGCUCGGGAACGAGAGGGCUGGCUUGGAUAUGUGGAAUGGGAGGAUCACCCCGAGAAGAAGGCCAAGGCGCAUGAAAUCCUCAAGUCUCAGACCUUUCCGGAUUGUCCGGACUACCAAUUUGGACCUAUCCCCGGCACCAACCCCGUACUGUCGGGAGACGACUUCAAAGCCUGGCAUGCUGCCAUCGGCGGCGAGCUGACAACCGUAGCCGAUGACUCGUGGGAAACGGUCCUGAAAGAGAAGCAUCCCGACAUGCUGCAUCUCUUGCAGUUCCCAUACAACGGAGAGCCGCCCAAACGGUUGGUGACGUCGAAGCCCAUUACCCCGAAUUCCUUGCACUUCGUGCGCAAUCACGGCGGUAUUCCGCUGAUCGAUAAGGAUAAAUUCGAGCUAAAGCUAGACGGGCUAGUCAAGAACCCAAAGACGUACACCCUGGACGAACUGAUGGACGAAACUCGGUUCCCGCGCAUGGAGAAGACUAUCACCAUGCAAUGCUCCGGAACUCGUCGAAUCGAACAGAUAACUCUAUAUCCUGGUCAAGGCGAUGAGGUGCCCCAGGCACCGUGGGCUGAAGGAGCCAUUGGAACAGCUCGAUAUGUCGGUAUCAGCCUGAAGAAGGUCAUCAAGGAUUGUGGGGGGUUGAUCGACGGCGCCAAGCAUCUCGAACUAUACGGCGCGGAGACUUACGUCAAGGACUUGGAGGUGAUGAACUACGUGGUCAGCGUGCCCUGGUCUAAGGUCAAGGCCAAUGAGGUCAUGCUCGCCUGGGAGAUGAAUGGAGAGCCACUCCCCAAAAUCCACGGGUACCCCUUACGCGUCAUGGUUGCCGGGUAUAUCGGGGCGAGGUCCGUCAAAUGGCUUUACAGAAUCAAGGCAAUUGAGAAUGCCUCAAUUGCUCCAGUUCAGAGCCGCGAAUACCUCUAUUUCAACCAACAGGUCGGCAAGUACAACCAGCGCCCGAUUGACGGGAUCCAGAUCCAGGAGAUGCCUGUCAGCUCGGCGAUCAUGUCACCCUGGCAGCACCAAGUUAUCUUCCACAACGGGUCAAUCGCAUGCAAGGGAUGGGCCUACAGUGGUGGUGGACGCUGGCCAGAGCGUGUCGAGCUCUCAGCAGACGGCGGUUUCACCUGGUAUGCAGUCCCGGAGGAGCGCCUGUCCAAGAAGGGCAAAUGGACGUGGCGGACAUGGGAGAUUGAUAUUCCCUGCGAUGUAGAAGGAUGGAUCGAGCUGGUCGUGAGGACAUGGGACAACGCUCUCAACACUGAGCCGAUUGGAAUCCGUCAGACCUGGAACUGGGGGUUGCACGUCACAUCUUCCGCGCAUCGCGUCAAGGUGUAUAGUGUCAACAAGACCCACGAGCUGACCAAGAAACGCCUUGCGAAAUUCGAGGAGUUGGGCAUCCCUCUAGCCCCGCUCACUCAUUACGAUGCUGUCCCCAGUUUGAGCGACAAAGAGCUGGAUGAGUACUGGAAGACUCAUCCCCGUGACGUCGACGAGUGAUUCUGCCCACCCGCGACCAAUCUGGUAGCCACGGAUGCUCCCCGAGCUUAUUUCCACAACCCGCGGCUUAUCGCCCAAUCAAGGAUGAGAGAUUCCGUCAUUUCAUCUUAUCUGAUGCUAAGGAGUUCUGUCGUCCAUUUGCCUGCCCGUAAUGCCUCAACAAUCGCUUGGGUGCUACGAACCCAUGGUUGUAGGCUGGCUGCUGUAUUUAGUCCCAUUAGCUUAGAGCUUCCUGCUACUGUCUAACAAUCUGAUUUGCGACCAGUCCUUCUGGCUUUAAACUAGAUAAGCUAUAAGGUAGCUUCGACGCUCUGAG
Molecule: messenger RNA, 2151 nt
Organism: Aspergillus fijiensis CBS 313.89
Lineage: Eukaryota; Fungi; Ascomycota; Eurotiomycetes; Eurotiales; Aspergillaceae
Product: sulfite oxidase
Exons: 2
Coding region: 141-1835 (564 amino acids)
Cellular component (GO): mitochondrion
Molecular function (GO): oxidoreductase activity; molybdenum ion binding
Source: RefSeq, a predicted model, not a curated record